Messenger RNA from Sapajus apella (tufted capuchin), 1711 nucleotides. RefSeq names its product tetraspanin 15 (gene TSPAN15). The transcript has 7 exons. The record is from RefSeq and is a predicted model, not a curated record. Lineage: Eukaryota; Metazoa; Chordata; Mammalia; Primates; Cebidae. Gene Ontology annotation, cellular component: membrane. Bases 139 to 1032 code for a protein of 297 amino acids.
GCGCCAGUGUCAGUCCUGGAGAGAACGGCGGUGGCGGGGCUGGUAGCCCGGCAGCCGCAGGUGGGGCCUCGAGCGCUGGCGGACGAACCAAGCCGCAGAGCCCCGGAGCCCCCGUAACCCGUGCGGGGAGCGCCCAGGAUGCCGCGCGGGAACUCGGAGCAGGUGCGCUACUGUGCGCACUUCUCUUACCUCUGGCUCAAGUUCUCACUUAUCAUUUACUCCACCGUGUUCUGGCUGAUCGGGGCCCUGGUCCUGUCCGUGGGGAUCUAUGCAGAGGUCGAGCGGCAGAAAUAUAAAACCCUCGAAAGUGCCUUCCUGGCUCCGGCCAUCAUCCUCAUCCUCCUGGGCGUCGUCAUGUUCAUGGUGUCCUUCAUUGGUGUGCUGGCAUCCCUCCGUGACAACCUGUUCCUUCUCCAAGCAUUCAUGUACAUCCUGGGGAUCUGCCUCAUCAUGGAGCUCAUUGGUGGUGUGGUGGCCUUGAUCUUCCGGAACCAGACCAUUGACUUCCUGAAUGACAACAUUCGAAGAGGAAUUGAGAACUACUAUGACGAUCUGGACUUCAAAAACAUCAUGGACUUUGUUCAGAAAAAGUUCAAGUGCUGUGGCGGGGAGGAUUACCGAGACUGGAGCAAGAACCAGUACCACGACUGCAGCGCUCCCGGCCCCCUGGCCUGCGGGGUGCCCUACACCUGCUGCAUCCGGAACACGGUAGCCACCGCUCCUGCGAGUUGCUCCGCUGUGCUGACCUCGCUCCUCCCCAUGCAGCGCCUCAGUGUGCAGGACGUCAUCUACGUGCGAGGCUGCACCAAUGCCGUGCUCAUCUGGUUCAUGGACAACUACACCAUCAUGGCGGGCAUCCUCCUGGGCAUCCUGCUUCCCCAGUUCCUGGGGGUGCUGCUGACGCUGCUGUACAUCACCCGGGUGGAGGACAUCAUCAGGGAGCACUCCGUCACUGAUGGGCUCCUGGGGCCAGGUGCCAAGUCCGGUGUGGAGGUGGCGGGCACGGGCUGCUGCUUGUGCUACCCCAAUUAGGACCCAACCUGGGAUGGCAGCUCCAGCAAGGACUCCCGUCUGGGACAGCACCUCUCACUCAGUCCACGUCAUGGGGCUGGACAGGGCUGCGGGCCCUCUGCCCACACUCAGGACUGACCACAGCCAGGGCUCUUAGUGUGUGUGUUUUUGUGUGUGGGGGGGGUCCCACAGCCGUGGCUGCCUCCCCAGGGAGCGGAGCCUGGGCCUCCCUUUAAAGACUUACCCAAGGCGGCUCCGGAAUCUGUGCCCACCUGCGGCCUGGGGAAUGAGGCCCUCUUCUUCCGGCCUGGACUGCGGGGGAGGGGAGCCUGGGGCCCCGCUGGGGCCCAUUUCAUCUCUGGCAGUGCCUUGGCCUGAGGUAUUCAAGGCAGUUUUGUAGCACUUGUAACCCUGGAGAGGGGAGGGGAAGGUGCCCCUGGGGCGGGAGGGAAGGGCUGUUCCCGCCGCCACGCCCAUGGCCAGCCUGGCCUCUUCUCAGCCUCCCAGGUGCCUUGAGCCCUCUUUUUUGCAAGGGCAGCUGCUUCCUUGAUCCUAGUUUUUUACGUGAUUUUUGUAACAUUCAUUUUUUUUGUACAGAUAACAGAAGUUUCUGACUAAUCAAAGCUGGUAUUUGCCCUCAUGUCUUAUUCUUGCCCUCCCCCCAACCAGUUUAUUAAUCAAUAAAAAUGCGAUUUUUUUU